CUGCUUUGCAAAACUGCAGGUUUACAGGCAAACCAAAUCAAACGUGUAGCUUCAUACAUUGUCUUUACUUUUAUCCUUCAUCAGACUGAAAUCUACAUUUACAUUUUUACAACCUAUUAGAUAUUAGUAAGUAGACCUAAAUUUGAACCCCCCAUGUCUCAACACUUCACACGAGUUUAAAAACGCAAUAUCAGAUUUGUAACAGGAAAAGGCUUCAUUAAAAGUCUUUUGAAACUCAACUAAAAUUCCAACUCUGUUGUAAAAUAUAUUGUGUGACUAAAAAUAGAGGAAAAAGAAAAUUCUAAAAAAUAGGCACAUUGUGUCCCUCUGACAAACUAAACAAGAGCAUAAACUGAGGGUAGCUUAAAUAUCCAUAAUAAUGAAUAUGUAAAUCACAUUUUAAACAAACAUCAAAAACAAGGAAGUAGUGAGUCAGUGUUACUGAACCAGUUGCUGUUCGCACAUCGACAUGGCUGUUUCUCUGAGUUUUCUUCUUAUUCUACCUCUGAUAACAGGUCAGUGGCUUCGCAUUAUACUUAUUACAUUUAUUAUCUCUGUGACCCAAAGCUGUGAACGUCUCCUUCACUGAAACAUGUUCCUGCAAACUUGAAAUUGUUUAAUUUGUGCAGAGUCUAAAAGAAUAAAGAGCAAAUUAUCAGUGAAAACUGUAGCUUCAGUCUGGAUGCUCUAAAAAAAUAUUUUUUGCCUUCAGCAACUAGUUUUAUUUCUUUUGUCGUGUUUCAUAAAUAUGAGUGAUAUAACAUGCAAAACAUAUUUCACUUUUUCUCUUUUUCUUCCAGGAAGUGAAAGUGUGAAGACAAUCACUAAGGUGUCAGUGAAGAUGGGAGCUUCAGUCAGUAUCCCCUGUUCUUAUGAUUUAAAAUACAAAGAUCAUGUGAAAUAUCUAUGCAAAGGAUUUUAUUGGAAUUCCUGCUCAUAUGAAGUUAGAACAGACUCACCACGGGAAACAGGAAAGUAUUCAAUCUCUGAUGACAAAACUCAAAGAAUUUACACUGUUACCAUAAAACAGUUAACAGCUGACACUUAUUACUGGUGUAUUGUGGAGAUUAAUAACGGAGCUGAUGACGGGCAGCUCUUUCAGCUGUCAGUCACCAAAGGUAAACCCAUCCUCUGGGUGGCAGACCAGAAUGUGACUGGAUAUAUUGGCGACAACAUAAACAUAAACUUUUACUACGCUACCUCUGGAGGAAUACAGUGGUGUAAGCUGGGCAGAACAUGUGUGACACAGGAAACUGGAAAAAUAGAUGGAACAGCAGUAACCAUCAACAAGGCUGCAGACAAUGUAUUCAGUGUAACUAUGAGUGGACUGAAGCAAAAGGACAGUGGUUGGUAUUACUGUGUCAGAGGAGAUUUUCAGAUGCCAGUUCACCUGACUGUGACUGUCAAACCCACUGUUGCACCAACUACUGUAGCUGCAACAACUACUGUAGCUGCAACAACUACUGUAGCUGCAACAACUACUAUAGCUGCAACAACUACUGUCACAGGAGCAAGAGACAAUACAACAACAGGUCAUAAGGGAAACAGCCCUUUUCCUGCUCUGAUGAGCCUCGCCAUCCCUCUGAGUGUGCUGAUCUUCAUUGUUAUUGCUGCCUUAUCAAUCCUGUUUGUACUAAGAAGAACCAAACGUGUCAGAAUUAAGGAUUCAACAGCGUCAAAAAAUGAAGGGGAUUUAACAUAUUCAGAAGUCUCUUUCAAGAAAAACAAGGCAGCGCAGGCUGCAAGUGAUACUGACAUGACCUACAGCUCUGUUGUUCCUGUCAAGAAACAGAAUGUGAGAAUGAGUGAAGGAAAAGAUGAGGAUGUUACAUACAGCACAAUCAUUCAUCACAAGCAAAAGGUUUAAAUCUAUCAAAAAUGGUUUUUUUUCUUUUUCUUGUGACUAAGCGCUACCCGAUAUUGUCUGUCUCCACAAGUGUGAAACAAUGACUCAUUGUCUUAGAAAACCUCUGACCUUGUUUUUUUUUUGUUUUUUUUUUUACAUUGGGUAUACAUGUAUAUAUGCUUAUACUCAAGGGGUGAAUAGCAAGUUUAGCUUUUUAUCAUACUAGGCAUCUUUUGUUGCUUCUAAGUAUGAUCUUGUUGAGGAUAGAAUGGGUUUAUAACAACCCAUUCUCAAAAAAUGGAGAAAGUUAACAAGAAGUUAAAUUAGUAAAUACCAUUGUUAUUAUCUAUAAUCAUUUAGUAGGAUGAUUUGCAUGAGCUGUUGCUAAGUUAUGAUCUAUGUAAAUCUGGAAUAAUUAAGACUGAAUCCCUUUACUAAAAUGUUUCUUCUGACUGGCAGUAAUAUAGAACUGUAGAUUAUACCAUGAUGAGGUGCAUUGCUGUUACAGCUCUGCCCUAUGCCUAACUGAACUAAAGAGCUACCUUAAUGAUUUUUCUUUUAGUUUGUUUUAUUUUUCUGUCAUUUUUGGACCACAUUUGAUCACUACUUUCUUUAAAAUAAUAUUAUAAUAUAUUAAAAAAUGUUGGGUGGGUCUAUGAAAUUAAUUUUUCUUUAUAUGUACUGUAUAUAUAAAUGACUACAAAUAUGUCCCUAUUCAAAUCAUGUAGCUGAACAUUGUUUACUGUAGUUCUUAAUCUGGCCGAUAAGUUUGAUAAUAGUAACUUUUUAAAAAUUUGUAACAGAAUAAAGUUAAUCUGGUGAA
Molecule: messenger RNA, 2669 nt
Organism: Xiphophorus hellerii (green swordtail)
Lineage: Eukaryota; Metazoa; Chordata; Actinopteri; Cyprinodontiformes; Poeciliidae
Product: CMRF35-like molecule 1
Exons: 8
Coding region: 749-1867 (372 amino acids)
Cellular component (GO): plasma membrane
Molecular function (GO): transmembrane signaling receptor activity
Source: RefSeq, a predicted model, not a curated record